AUGACGGCGGGAUCGAACGCCGGGAACCAAGGGAACGCGGGGCAUCACCCUCCGACGUCGAUAUCGGGUUCGGGUUCCCCGAGCGGCCAGCAACGGCUGGGCCUGAGUACUGGUGGUAGCCCGUCCCCCGUGUCGAUGGCGUUGUCGCUGGGCUUUGGACCGCCGGGACACCCCGGCCAGACCGGGGCCUCCCAACAGUCGUACAAUGUGUCCUUUCCGGGGUUCGGGAGUGACGCGGGCGCGACGUCCACUCUCCAGCUAAACAAUAACAGUAUUUUCGGGCCGGGCCUGGGAUCCCCGGUUGACUCCUGCCUGUUCUCCUUAGGAACGACGACGGAGUACCCAUCAGUGGCUGGGGUCGGGGGUCAGGAGCUUCCCGACACCAAGGAAGGCUUCAUCGAGGAAGCCUGUCCCGUGUGCGGUGACAAAGUGUCCGGGUAUCACUACGGCCUGUUGACCUGCGAGUCCUGCAAAGGAUUCUUCAAGAGGACCGUCCAGAACAAGAAAGUGUACACGUGUGUGGCGGACCGAAACUGUCAGAUCGAUAAGACUCAGCGGAAGCGGUGCCCCUACUGUCGUUUUCAGAAGUGUCUCGAAGUUGGGAUGAAGCUCGAAGUAGUGAUGGCCUGA
Messenger RNA from Darwinula stevensoni, 630 nucleotides. The record is from the annotation of a GenBank genome assembly. Lineage: Eukaryota; Metazoa; Arthropoda; Ostracoda; Podocopida; Darwinulidae.